AUGGACGACCUUCCAACCGGUGCUGACGACAAUGCCACAAUGUCACUUGCGGGAUCCCCGAGCGAUGCCUUAUUCGGACUGGACACUGCCGACUUUGAUCCCUCCCACGAGGCCAAUCUUCGUGCCGAUGAGACCGAGGCGGAGGAGAAGGUUGCGGACGAGGACGAGGUUAUGCUCGACGACAGUAUGGCAGACGAAGAUAUGGAAGUUACCCCGGUAGACGGCCCGGUAGAUGGCACGGUAGACUGCGUCUCGGUUCAAACAGAGAGUGACGACAUCGCUGCCGAACCCGCAACUGGGGAGAUCGCAAAAACACCGCCCAGAACCGACUUCGGCGUCGACGAACACAUUCCCUCCAUUGAGGCUGAUGAUACACACGAAAACGAGACGGCAAUCAUGAGCGAACGAGUCGAUAGCUUCGAAACUAUCAAGCCAGAAGAUGACAUAGGGAAGGCGGUAUCGACAUUGCGCCCGUGGAACUUUGAGAUAAUCCUACCGCCCAUAUCACCGGAGAAACGCGCCCAGUAUUGCUCAAUAAAGAGCGACGUCGUGGAUGAAGUUAUCGAAGAGGUACCUGGUAUGGAAGGCGAACUGUGGUAUAGAGUGGAGUUCACAGAUGGACGACAAGAUACUCUGAAGAUACCUUUCGACGAAUUACUCGCGCAUGAAAGAGGCCAAUUAGCUCUUCAAACAUUUCAAGGCAUCAUGGCUCCAGACACCAGCCACUGGCAAGACGAGUGGGAGGAGUCGAUUGCAGACUCUGACGCCGAUCUUGAUACUAUUGAGCUUGACGAAGAUGAAGCCCCCCGUCAGUCUAAACGUCUACGAAGCUCGACACAUCGCCGCACCCGCGAGGACUCCGAUUCCGACGAGGAGCUCCAUUCCCGCCGUUCCAAACGCCAGCGUACGUCUACAAGACCGAGCACGAGACACAACUCGAAAGUGAUCUCGGACGAUGGGAUCGUGGAUGAGGCUCCCGCGCGAGGCCGCCAACUUAGAGAGCGAACUCAGAAACAGCUCAAAUUGACAAGCAUGGCCUUUGUCAGCAUGCCCUUGAGUCGGGACAAUGAUUUGGACGAGUUAUCUCAGGACCAUCCUCGCCAACAAUCCGACGAUGAUGAUGACUUUCAAAUCAUCACAUCCGACCUCUUGCCAAAGUCCUCCUCGGCUAGGCGCAAGAAGUCACGGCGCCUUAGGGUCAAGGCCAAAACCAUCGAGCAACCCAGGUCUCGUGGCUCCUCAAUUGAGUUUGAGGAUCGUCGUCGGUCUGGCAGAUCCACGAGGAACAAGGGCAGUAUGCUUGAUCUUGCAUUGAUGGAUGAGGAAUCAUUCUACGUUGAAGAUACGGCACCCGUCGGCGUCCCCAAGGUCAUGAACAUCAAGGAAGUCUUCAAGCAAAUUGACCAUGAUGCACCCUUCAAUCAAUAUCACUCCGACAUCUGCGCCACGUGCAAUACUGGUCCUGCCGCCAACAAAGGCCCCCUGAUUGGCUGUCAAGGCUGCUCCAUAUCAUUCCACAAAAGCUGUAUUGGCUACAGAUCUGCCAGAGAACACAUUGUCACCAAGGUUGGCGUGGACAAUUUUGUUCUACAGUGCAAGUUCUGCAUUGGCAUCUACGCCAAGAAGGACAGGAACAGCCCAAGACAUAGCCGGUGUCAAGAAUGCAAACGUUCCGGGCGGUCAUGUGCGGCAUUUUCGUCCAAGAAAACCCCUAGACAAGAGGAGAAAAUCCGUCUUGAAAAUGGUGGUGAAGACCCUGUCACGGCAGUGGCUCCAUCAUUGGUCAACAAUGCCGACAACCUCUUAUUCCGCUGCACCAUGUGCAAGCGUGGCUGGCACUAUGAGCACUUGCCAUCAUCACAAACGGACUCAGACGUGUCUGACAUUCGCCAGCAGCGACUCGCCGAAUACUCCGUCGACUGGAAGUGUGUCGACUGCGGCACGGUUUCCGACAAGAUACAGACCCUGGUUGCCUGGCGGCCCCUGGGUAAAGCUUCACUCGAAUCCGGGAAGACCUACAGCGAUUUCAAUGAGGACGAAAAAGAGUAUCUCAUCAAGUGGCAGGACAAGUCGUACUUCCAUUGCAGCUGGAUGCCUGGUGCAUGGCUCUUUCACGUUACCGCGGGUGUGAUGCGCAACUCCUUUGCGAAAAAGGAUGCGGAUCAGAACUUGGCCCUGAAGUUUACCGAAGCCGAGGCAAUCCCCCAAGAUGCUCUCAUGGCCGAUGUCAUCUUUGAGGCCAAGGUGAAAGGGGGAAAAGCAAGAACGCUUGAAGAUGAGAUCGAGCGUAUUGAGAGCGUCGAUAAGAUCUUCGUGAAAUUCCAAGGUCUUGGCUACGACGAAACGGUAUGGGAUUCGCCGCCAAAGCCAGAUGCCGGCGAGGUUUAUACGGCAUUCAAGGCCGCAUACUACGAAUACCUCACUGGCAAGUACUUCACCAGCUCCACGAAUGCCAAAAUGAAAGAGCGCGUGGACAAGUGGAAGGACAACAAAUUCGUCAAGUUGGCCCAGCAGCCCCCUGGUCUCCGCCGUGGCAAGCUUAUGGAAUACCAGAUUGAGGGCGUCAACUGGAUGCUAUGGAACUAUCAUAGUGAAAAGAACGCCAUUCUUGCCGAUGAAAUGGGAUUGGGCAAAACGGUACAGGUCGUCGGCUUGAUCUCGACCCUGGUUCACGGCGACCCAAAGUGGGCUCCAGACCUUCGGGUAGUCACUUACCAUGGUGGCAAGCAAGCGCAAGAGUUGGCGUACAAAUAUGAGCUCUUCCCGCGCGGCUCCCAAGAUAUCAAGGCUCACGUUGUUGUCAUGUCAUAUGACUCUGCGCAAGACGAUCGCACGAAACAUCUCUUCCGUUCAGUUCAAUGGGCUGGCCUGGUAGUUGACGAGGGACAGCGAUUAAAGAACGACAAGAGUCUCUUGUACACGGCUCUUCGUUCCAUGCGGUUCCCCUUCCGACUCCUUCUUACGGGUACACCACUGCAGAACAAUAAGCGGGAGCUUUUCAAUUUGCUUCAAUUCAUCGACCCGACCCAAAAUGCUGCGAAACUCGACGAAGAAUUUCAGGAGCUCAAUGCGCAGAACCUCCCUGAAUUACACGGUCAGAUCAAACAGUACUUUCUGCGGAGGACCAAAGCUCAGGUUCUCAAGUUCUUGCCUCCCAUGGCUCAAAUCAUCGUUCCCGUCUCCAUGUCGAUCCUUCAAGAGAAGCUUUGCAAGUCAAUCAUCGCCAAGAGUCCCGAUCUGAUCAAGGCCAUCUUUGCAGACGACAAGGUCAACAAGAAAGACCGUGGCAGUCUGAACAACAUUCUCAUGCAGCUACGGAAAUGUCUCUGUCAUCCGUUCAUGUACAGCGAAGCAGUCGAAGAGCGAACGGUUGACCAAGCCCAGCUACACGAGAAUCUAAUUUCAGCGUCAGGGAAGUUAAUGCUUCUCAACAUUAUGCUGCCGAAGCUGAAAGAAAGAGGACACAGAGUUCUCAUCUUCAGCCAAUUCUUGAACCAAUUGGACAUCAUUGAAGAUUUCCUAAACGGUCUCGGCUUCCAGUACCGACGACUUGACGGCAGUCUCAGCAGUCGGGAAAAGCAGAAGUAUAUCGAUGACUACAACGAACCUGACUCUCCAGUCUUUGCAUUCCUUCUCUCCACAAGAGCUGGCGGCGUGGGCAUCAAUCUCGCGACUGCUGACACUGUCAUCAUCUUGGAUCCUGAUUUCAACCCCCAUCAAGAUAUUCAGGCUAUUUCGCGUGCUCAUCGCAUCGGUCAGAAGGAUAAGGUGCUGUGCUUUCAACUCAUGACCAAAAACUCAGCAGAGGAAAAGAUCAUGCAAAUCGGCCGCAAGAAGAUGGCUCUCGACCAUGUUCUGAUUGAGGCAAUGGACGAUGUGGGAGAGUCUGAAGACCUAGAAUCGAUCUUGAAAUUCGGUGCCUCAGCAUUAUUCAGCGAUGAUCAGAGCGAAAAGGACAUCGUCCGAUACGAUGAUGCAAGCGUUGACAAACUCCUGGACCGGUCGACUAUUGAACAGACAAAGACCGGCGACGACGAUUCCGCUGAGUCUCAGUUCUCCUUCGCCCGUGUAUGGGCCAAUGACAAAGACGGAUUCGAAGACAAUCUUGCUGAAGAAAACGAGCCCACAGUGAAUCCUAACGUAUGGGAGGAGAUCUUGGCAGAGCGAGAAGCAGAAGCUAAACGCGUUGCCGAGUUGAACAAGGAAGUUCUUGGUCGAGGUGGUCGACGGCGUCAGGCAAUCAGCUACAAGAAUAACGGCGGCACCGGCGUGGUCACUGACCUCCCCAUCAACAGCGACAGCUCCGAUAAUGACGGAGAGUUUGUCGGUGGAGAUGAGGAGGAGGAUCCUGAUACUGACAUGGAAAAUAGGGAUGACAACUCCAAAGCGAACUCCCAGCGUAUCGCGUCAGGCCAAGGCGCCCUCCACAAGUGGAAAAUCAAUCCGAACUGGCCUGGAUCAGGUCCAAACCCCAGACCAGACGACCACAGAGCAAUCCAGCACAACGGACGAUCCAACCCCGUCUACCCCUUCUACACACCUCCUCAGCCCAACCUUAACUCCAUCUAUCACCAGCCCGGAGCCCAGCUCCACCAGCAGCCCCCUCCCGCACCAGGAAACCGUCUCGGUCGACCGAUGAAGCCUGAUAUGGCCUGGCUUGACCACCUGACAGCAGCCCGAACGGUCACUGGCGGUGAGUUGCUUCCAACUCAGCAGGCUGCUCACGGAUUCCAGCAGCAACAACAGUCUGCUCCUGCCAUACGUCAACCAGCGUCUGGCAACCCUAUUAUUAGCGACGGGAAGAUGGAAAGCCCCCGAGUCGUCUUCUUCGAUCCCCAGAACCCGCCUCAACCAUUUUAUCCUCCCGAAUACCCUCAGCCUGUGUCUGGGCAAACAUCUAUGAGACACAGCCUCGCAAACGCUCCCCGCAGCGUCGAUGCCCCGAACUGGCGCAUGGGCAUGGGUAUGGGUAUGGGAGGCGGUCAAGGCCACAGGCACUACAGCUCAUUCAGCUCGUCGGCCAGCGGCACUGAGUAUAUGAUCAUAGGAUCACAAGUGCAAGAUUGUCAGGCUUCAAGCAUGGGAAGGAACACAAACAUCGACACUUCGGGCUUCCACGGCUACUGCCUGGAUCGUGGAAACGGCAAUUAUACCAGGUUGAUUCCUGCCGACUCGCUUCCACCUUUGGUGGGCAUACCGGUCAUUCAGAACAGUGCUGAAGGUCUGCUUGUUCUCCCACAGCCUCGAGGCGUGGACCCUCAGAACUUAGCUGGCAGCCCUGUUCAGCCUGUUGCCUUUAGACGCAGAAUCGAUCAGAUCGUUGCCACCUCCCCAAAGAAGCCCAAGAUCUACUGUGACAAGUGGGUUCAUGAGGGCGUCUGCGCAUUCACCCAGCAAGGUUGCAAGUACAAGCAUGAGAUGCCCCUCGAUAAGGCGAUACAGCACUCACUUGGUCUUUUCCAUGGGUUGCCGGCAUGGUGGAAGAAGCAGCAGACUGAAGUUCGGCAACAACAGCAGCAGCAGCAGCAGCAACAGCCUCAGGGCAGCGGAGCCGAGGUCUACUUUGAUCUUCGUCAGCAAUCUCAAACUGGCUUGGAUUCACCCAUGAUUAGUGACAAGGGUCUUGCCAGCUCGACGAGAGCGACGCCGUCAUGGCGGAGAGGUGAGCGUGGCAGGAACCAGGGACAGAUGAGCGCAGGAUCACUGGUGAGACCCGGUGCAGGAUACAGGAACUCGCCUGACUCGAGACAUACCUACCAGCAGAAUAUGGACUCGCCAACCUCCUCUUGUGUUUGGGGCCCGAUCGGUCCGCCUUCAAAGCAGACACCCGACCCAAAUCCGCAUUCACACCAGAACAUGAGUGCCUUCGCCACUUCCAAUAACUUCGCUCUGCUGGGCUCUCUUGACGCGAACACAGGCGAGAGGGAUGAUGGCCGCAGAUAUGAGACCUACUAG
Colletotrichum fioriniae is the source of this 5955-nucleotide messenger RNA. Lineage: Eukaryota; Fungi; Ascomycota; Sordariomycetes; Glomerellales; Glomerellaceae. The record is from RefSeq and is a predicted model, not a curated record.